CACCGCGCCACCAUUUUAUUAAUUGAGACAUGGCGGUCCAGAAGCAACUCUUUUCGGAUCGGCCUUCAUAAAUUUAGAGAUUUGGCCUGCGGCGAACACAGCCCAAACCAUGUAAUCUCGUCCCCGCUUUAGUCGGCCGUCUCGGUGUUUAGUGUACCUCCUUUCCUUCCCUGCCGCGACUACGAGUGGAGACUGGUGAUCUCUUUCCUCCUCCUAAGUCCUAACACAAUCUGAUCUGGUGGCUGGAGUACCACUUCUUUAAUAAUUUAACUGCACCGUUCGCCGCAUAAAAUGGGGAGUUCGGUGGUCGGUGGCGUACUGCCUAGACAUCCCAUUCCUGUUCUGUAGCUUUGCGUUUUACUAUCUAUCAAUACCAGCAUUUGCCUAUGGCUAAGAAUCAGACAGUCAAGCGCUUCCUUACCAACAUAGAUUUUAGUAUCGGACUGUUAAGGAAGCGAGAGUACCAGAAAUUUGUAUAUAACGUUGUUAAUCGAUGCCAGUCACAAUGGUCCAAGUCUGAAAAGGUGGAAAGGGAUGAUGUUUUCAAAGAUUCUAAGGGCGGGCCAGAAUCACAGGUUCCUUUGAAAACUAAUAAUGUUAAUUACCCAGAUUAUGAACCUCGUUUUAGCAAAUACACCUCAGAUGAAGAUGAUUUCGUUACGAAUACUAAUAACAAGUGGAAGCUUGAACUUGCUUGGCUCACUAAAACUCUUGAACCUGCACUUCAGCUCUGUAGAUGGGCUUUGCCAACAGCCCCUGGAAACGGGGAUAGAGUCCCUCCUACGAAUAGGUCCUUUGCAGAGAUUAUUUCCAGCAUCCAAAGGAGUAAGAUUGGACUUCAGGAUUGGAGUCUCAGUGAUCUUACUAUAGGCUUGUAUCUCAUAUAUCUUCAGCAAGCUUCAACAAAUAAAGUUGAGGAUGUCAAGGGCGAGCAAAUCUCCUCAGAAUCAAUAGUUCAUGAUCUCAUAUACCACAUGGAACUAGCAAAAGGGGCCUACAAGGAUAACCCUAGCAUUCUAGCUAAGAUUAGCAUGCUCAGAGAAAGCAAUGUUGUAAAAUUUGUGAAGAACUCUGGUGUCUUGAGGCCUGGGUAUUACAUAGGUGUUGAUAUGAAAAGGAAAAAUGUAAUUCUUGGCAUACGAGGAACUCACAAUGUGUAUGACCUCAUUACCGACAUUAUUACUUCAAGCCAUGAAGAAAUUACAUUUGAGGGCUAUUCAACACACUUUGGGACAGCUGAGGCUGCUCGAUGGUUUCUUCGGCACGAGUUGGGAACCAUAAGGAAGUGUCUGCAGGAGCAUGAGGGAUUUAGGUUAAGGCUUAUUGGUCAUUCUCUAGGGGCUGCAACAGCUUCUUUGCUGGCGAUAAUGCUCCGCAAACAGUCAAUUAAGGAGCUUGGUUUUGACCCUCAAAUUGUUUCAGCCGUUGGGUUUGCUACUCCACCUUGUGUCUCAAAGGAACUGGCUGAAAGUUGCUCCAACUAUGUUACAACCGUUAUGAUGCAGGAUGAUAUCAUCCCAAGGUUAAGUGUCUCUUCUUUAGCAAGAUUGAGAAAUGAAAUUCUUCAAACUGAUUGGGUGACUGUUUUUGAGAAGGAAGACUGGAAAAGAAUAGUAGAACUUGUUACAAAUGCAAAGCAGGUUGUGUCUUCUGUGCAGGAUGUCGCUCGGAAGCUUGCUGAUUAUGCCAAGUUGAGAGGGCAGACUAAAUUUUCUGGACACUUUGGAUUAGAUAUUGAGGUAAUGACGUUUCUAGCAUGUAAGGACAACCUUGACUUUGAAAAUUAUGAUGGGUUACAGAAUGCGAUCCAAUUUACUAUCUGCAGAAAUCCCUGCCAGAAAGGAAGGGCUAAUGGGGGGCCCUAGCAUUUCUUCGACUUCAAUUUCAGCUGAUCCAGCUAAAACUCUUUCUGAGGAAGAAAUAUCGUGCUCAAUGCCCGAGGAAUUAUAUGCACCUGGCACCCUUUACUAUUUGAAGAGGAAUGUUGUCUGUCAAAGGAAUGGCAAAAGUGAGGAAUUUUUUACGCUGUGGAAGAGGAAUCCUGGUGAACAUUUGCGGAAGAUACUGCUCUCAAGCAAUUUAAUUUCAGACCAUAAAUGUGAUAGCCAUAUUUAUGCCUUGAGAGAUGUACUCAAAGGUUUGCCUGGCUCACAUGAUGACAGGCUUUUCCAAUGAAUAAAAAUUUUGGUUCGUCCGUAAAGCUGUACAGAAGUUAUUUUUGGUCCGAGGGAUCAAUUUUGAAUAUUUUCAGUUUCACUCACCUGUAAUGUCGAAUAGAUGCAGUUUCACUCUGUCGAAUAAAGUAAAAUGCUUUAUAGCGAAAA
Coffea arabica (coffee) is the source of this 2324-nucleotide messenger RNA. RefSeq lists its product as uncharacterized. The record is from RefSeq and is a predicted model, not a curated record. Gene Ontology annotation, biological process: lipid metabolic process. Lineage: Eukaryota; Viridiplantae; Streptophyta; Magnoliopsida; Gentianales; Rubiaceae.